CUAUGUUGUGACGUCACAUGCCUGAACGGAACCUACCACUGGAGUUCCCGUGAAAGCCGCGCACCGACGUCAAACAUUUGUCAAGUCACUCGACUUGUUUUAAGACUCAAUUUCACAGGGUUGCAAUGGGUCGGGAAUCGCGACAUUACAGGAAACGUUCGGCGUCUCCUCGGCGAUCCGGUAGCCGCUCGAGAAGUCGUUCUCCGGAUAAACGCUCCAAGAAGGACGACCGGGACCGAAGCCGGAGGGAGAGGUCUCGGAGCCGGGACAGACGUAGAACUCGCUCUCGAUCCCGGGACAGGAAGCGUGCCAGGCGCUCCAGGAGCAGAGAGAGGAGGAGGUCCAGAAGCCGUGAACGGAAGAAGUCCGGAAGCAGGGGCCGGACGAGGAGGUCGCGCUCGGCCAGUCCUGGCAAAAGCAAGAAAACCGAUGAAAAGUCAAAGAGUAGAGAGAAAGAAAAUGUUGAUAUUGCAUCUGACAAAAAAAAGAUUAAGGAGGAGAAGGAAGAGGAGAAAGUUGAUGAUCAGCAGGACUUUGACCAGAACAAACUGGAGGAGGAGAUGAGGAAGCGGAAGGAGCGUGUAGAGAAGUGGCGCGAGGAGCAGCGCAAGAAGGCCAUCGAGAACAUCGGCGAGAUCAAGAAGGAGCUGGAGGAGAUGAAACAGGGCAAGAAGUGGAGCCUGGAGGACGACGACGACGACGACGAUGACACGCCCGUCCCCAUGGAGGCGGACGAUGAUGACGAGGAGGAUGGAGAAGGCAAAGGAGAGCCCAAGGAGGGCGAGGUCAAGGAGGAGAAAAUGGACGAGGGUGAGAAGGAUACGGCUGCGGAGAAAAAAGACGAGGAGGAUGACGUUGACCCGCUUGACGCCUACAUGGAGGAAGUGAAGCAGGAGGUGAAGAAGUUCAACAUGGGAGGCGUGAAAGGAAACGACGCGAAAGGAGCAACGGUCACCAAAGUUGUGACGGUGGUUAAAACCAAAAAAGGACCUCAGACUCAUAAGAAGAAGGGCGAGUUGAUGGAGAAUGACCAGGAUGCAAUGGAGUACUCAUCAGAGGAGGAGGAAGUGGACCUCCAGACAGCGCUGACUGGCUUUCAGACCAAGCAGAGGAAGAUCCUGGAGCCCGUGGACCACGGCAAGAUCCAAUACGAGCCUUACCGCAAGAACUUUUAUGUGGAGGUGCCCGAUCUGGCCAGGAUGUCCGUCGACGAGGUGAACGCGUACCGGAGUGAACUGGAGGGGAUUACGGUGAAAGGGAAGGGAUGCCCUAAGCCAAUCAAAACGUGGGUGCAAUGCGGCGUCUCCAUGAAGAUCCUGACUGCCCUCAAGAAGCAAGGUUACGAGAAGCCCACCCCUAUCCAGGCCCAAGCCAUCCCCGCCAUCAUGUCGGGCCGAGACCUUAUCGGUAUCGCUAAAACGGGCAGUGGCAAAACUAUUGCCUUCUUGCUGCCCAUGUUCAGACACAUCAUGGACCAGAGACCCCUGGAAGAGUCUGAGGGACCCAUUUCUGUGAUCAUGACGCCCACCAGAGAGCUGGCCUUGCAGAUCACCAAGGAGUGCAAGAAGUUCUCCAAAUCGCUGGGACUCAAUGUGGUGUGCGUCUACGGGGGGACGGGGAUCAGUGAACAGAUUGCCGAGCUGAAGCGAGGAGCCGAGAUUAUCGUGUGCACGCCGGGGAGAAUGAUUGACAUGUUGGGUGCUAACAGCGGUCGCGUCACUAACCUACGCAGAGCUACGUACGUGGUGCUAGAUGAAGCUGACCGGAUGUUCGACAUGGGCUUCGAGCCGCAGGUCAUGCGCAUCGUGGACAACGUUCGUCCGGACAGGCAGACGGUGAUGUUCUCUGCUACCUUUCCCAGAGCAAUGGAGGCGCUGGCUCGCCGGAUCCUGGCUAAACCCCUGGAGAUCCAGGUGGGCGGACGCAGCGUGGUUUGCUCCGACGUCGAGCAGCAUGUGCUGGUGAUUGAGGAGGACCAAAAGUUCUUGAAGCUGCUGGAAAUACUUGGCCACUAUCAGGAGAAGGGCUCAGUCAUCAUCUUCGUCGACAAGCAGGAACACGCCGAUGGCCUCCUCAAAGACCUGAUGAAGGCCUCGUACCCGUGCAUGUCCCUGCAUGGAGGCAUUGACCAGUACGACAGAGACAGCAUCAUCAACGACUUCAAGAACGGUGCUUGCCGCCUGAUGGUGGCCACGUCUGUUGCGGCGCGAGGGCUGGAUGUCAAGCAGCUCAUCCUGGUGGUCAACUACAACUGCCCUAACCAUUACGAGGACUACGUGCACAGGGCCGGACGCACAGGCAGAGCGGGCAACAAGGGCUACGCCUACACAUUCAUCACGGAGGACCAGGUCCGAUAUGCUGGCGACAUCAUCAAAGCCUUGGAGCUGUCCGGUUCCCCUGUCCCGGCCGCCUUGGAACAGCUGUGGGCCUCAUUCAAAGAUCAGCAGAAAGCGGAGGGCAAGACCAUCAAGAGCAGUAGCGGCUUCUCGGGCAAAGGCUUCAAGUUCGACGAGACCGAGCACGCUUUGGCCAACGAGAGGAAGAAGCUCCAAAAGGCCGCGCUCGGUUUGCAGGAUUCUGAUGACGAGGACGGAGCACUGGAUAUUGAGGAGCAGAUUGAGAGCAUGUUCAACUCCAAGAAGCGGGUGAAGGACCUGAUGGCUCCCGGAGCGGCAGCGGGCGCGGGGGGUUCGUCUGGAGCUUCCGCGGGCUCGCUUAGCGGGCUCUCGGGCCUGGGGCCCACGUCUGCCGGAAACAUCCAGAAGCUGGAGAUGGCUAAGCGACUGGCACUCAAGAUCAAUGCCCAGAAGAACCUAGGAGCGGAAGCUCAAGAUGUGAUGCAGCAGGCCACCAACGCCAUUCUGCGAGGCGGCACCAUCCUGACGCCCUCGGUUUCGGCCAAGACCAUUGCUGAGCAGCUGGCCGAGAAGAUCAACGCCAAGCUCAACUACACGCCGGUGGAGAAACUGGAGGAGGAGCGGCAGGCUUCUGAGCAAUCAGAGACCGUCAAACGCUACGAGGAGGAGCUGGAGAUCAACGACUUUCCACAGACGGCCAGGUGGAAGGUGACUUCCAAAGAAGCCCUACAGAGGAUUGGCGAGUACUCGGAAGCUGCCAUCACCAUCAGAGGAACCUACUUCCCUCCGGGCAAGGAGCCGAAAGAGGGAGAGCGCAAAAUCUACUUGGCCAUUGAAAGCGCAAAUGAGCUGGCUGUGACGAAGGCGAAAACCGAGAUUACACGUCUCAUCAAGGAAGAACUCAUCAGAUUACAAAACUCCUACCAGCCGACCAGUAAAGGACGAUACAAAGUGUUGUAAAGGAAAUCAAGAAUUGUUUUGUUUUUAUCUUUCACUGCUCCACAUUUUUUGAAGAUUGUUUGUUAAUUUUUUUCCAAUGUGUAUAUUCCUCCCAGCUACAAAUCCAUAAAUCAGCACAGAACUAUAUGUGUUUAAAGGUUUUGAUCAUCACCUUUUUGUAUUAAAAAAAAAAAGCAAUCCAUCGUUCAAGGAAGGACGCUUUUUAAUUUACCUCCCUGCUUUAAUAAAUGAUAACAUUGGUGAGGA
Molecule: messenger RNA, 3563 nt
Organism: Corythoichthys intestinalis (scribbled pipefish)
Lineage: Eukaryota; Metazoa; Chordata; Actinopteri; Syngnathiformes; Syngnathidae
Gene: ddx46
Product: DEAD (Asp-Glu-Ala-Asp) box polypeptide 46
Exons: 22
Coding region: 126-3317 (1063 amino acids)
Molecular function (GO): RNA helicase activity; ATP binding; nucleic acid binding
Source: RefSeq, a predicted model, not a curated record